CCGUCUUUCUGUCUCUGGGUGCCUUUUCUUUUCCCGCGGUCGGCGGUCGUCAGGUCAAACACGUUGGCCACAUUGACUGGCCACAUCAACUGCAACUCAACUCGGGCGCGUCGUCAGGCAUCCCCGCAGCGAGGCCAAGGGAAGGUCCCGCCCGUCUGAAUCCAUAUCCUGUGCAUGUCCCGCCGCUGGUUCGUAGCAGCCGGCGGCAAUCGACAGGACGAUGCAGGGAUGGAUGGGCUCUUUAUUACCAGCCACCGAAUAUUAUUACUCCUUCCCGACAUCAUCCAUGACAACAACGGCCUUCACAUCAAACACAUAUACAAGCACACAACGUUACCUGACCUCACGGCCCUGCUGUCCCUGGCCCAAGGCGCCUAAUCUAACCGCGCACCACCCACUAUCCAUCAUCAUGAGCUCAUCCGGCCCGCCCCUCGCUGGCGUUGGGCGCCCCGGCCCCCACGGCUCCUCGCCCGCCAACGUCGGCAUCCCGUGGGACUACGGACAGGGCCACGGCCACGGCUUCCCAGAUGACCCAGCGCCCGGGACGCGGGUAGAUCUCCCGCCGCCCCCCGACCCUAUUCCUCCCGGUGCCGGCAUCGCCCUACAUCUUGGCCCAGAGUCGCAGAUCCCCGACCACCCGGGCAGCAUGGUCGGCGUGCCCCAGGUCCAGCCGCCGCAGGCGUACUAUCCGCCUCCUCCCGCCGUGGCUCCUCCUCCUCAGGCUGUCACUGCGGCGGCGGCGGCGGGCCCCGGCCAGGACCUGGACAUGCGCGACCUCAAGACGAGCUGCCAGGUCGGGCUGCGCGAGCUCUCGGGCAUGCAGCGGCUGCGGCGCGAGUCGGGCGGCGCGGCGGGCGUCGAGUCGCGCAUCCGAGCCCAGGCCGGCCUCGUGCUGGGUGACCUGCGCGCGCUGCAAGAUGAGGUCCGUGGGCUCGUCAAGGCUGCCGAGGAUCACCGGUGGCGGCGCUGGAUCUUUGGCGGAUUAAUAGCAACGUUCAUCCCCGCCGUCCGACGCAUCUUUCGUCGCGGCGGCCACGACGACGCCGACGCCGACUCGCGGCUGUCGUCCAACGGCACCGAGUACGCCUUCCGCCGGUCCAGGGGCCUCAUGGCGCGCAUCAAGGACGGCGUGCUGGGCUCGGGCUCCCUCGCCAAGAUGGCCUUUUUCGUCUUCGCCGUGCUGUACGUGUUCCAGAACGAGGUGUCGCUGCGCGUGGCCCGGACGGUGCAGAAGCGCGUGAGGCGCCUGAUGGAGAGGGUCGAGAGGGGGGACGAGGACGUGGGCGAAAAGGACGUCAGGAUGCUCGACGGCUGGCGGUGGCGGGUGCUGUUGUGGUGAGGAGCGAUGAGCGGAGCGGUGGGCUUGGGGGUUGAUGCACUCUAUAACGCGAGAUGUUGUAAGGUUGACGACGACGACGACUACGACGAUGA
Messenger RNA from Purpureocillium takamizusanense, 1431 nucleotides. RefSeq lists its product as uncharacterized. NCBI's taxonomy places the organism in Eukaryota, Fungi, Ascomycota, Sordariomycetes, Hypocreales, Ophiocordycipitaceae. The transcript has 2 exons. The record is from RefSeq and is a predicted model, not a curated record. The coding region runs from base 221 to 1339 and encodes 372 amino acids.